UCCAUCCGGGUAGCAACUUGGGGUUGUGAAUUCGUUCGGGUCGGUUUUCGAGUAUUCGAAUCACAUCGGUUAGCUGAUGCGUUUGCACGACGAACUCUUUCUAGAUAUUAGAGUGAUCCCACUCUAGUAGAGAUAGUAGAGCUAGUACUCUCUGUCACAGUGAUCGGACGUUCCUUAUUAGUGCACAGUGUAAGCAGUGUACAAGUAAGGAACGGGCAGGAUUUUCGCGUCACGCAGUGGUACAACUCUGAAGUUUUUGAGAUGAAGGGUACAAACAUGCAAGGUAGUGCCGAUACGAGCGAAUCUCGAAAACCCACACGUAAAAGGCAACCGAGAAGAACACAGCAGCAGCAGCAGCAACAACAACAACAAGAGCAAGAACAACAACUGCAGCUGCAGCAUGAACAACAACUCCGGCUGCAGCUGCAGCAAGAACUGCAGUUACAGCAGGGGCAGCAACAAUUUCAGCUGGAGCAAAAUAUUCAGCAACAACUGCAGCCGCAGCAACAACAACUGCAACUGCAGCCGCAGCCACAGAUCAUCGGAGAGCAGCAACGACAGGCCCUCCAUUCCACAACCACGCCCGGUUGGGGUAUCGCGGAUAGAACCAUCAAAAACGAAUUAGUAGAGGACAAAAAUGACGACUCGGGCGUGUCGCCCGACCAUUACGGGAGCAGCCCGGACUCUGCGAGUAGGCGAUCUUCUUCCGCGGCGAACAACAGCUUGUCGCCCGGCAGUUCAAACUCUCAUAAUUCUCCGAACCCAGCCGAGGGCAGCUCUUGCAAUUAUAAUCAGCAGGGGGUGAAAUGCAACUCUCCUCUCGAGUUGUCGGCGCAGCAAGGUUCGUCGGCGCAACAAGGUUCGUCGGCGCAACAAGGUUCGUCGGCGCAACAAGGUUCGUCGGCUCAACAAGAUUCCUUGGCGCAACAAGGCUCCUCGGCGCAACAAGGCUCCUCGGCGCAGCAAGGUUCGUCGGCGUCGCAAGGUUUGUCGGCACAGCAAGGUUCGUUAGCGCAGCAAAAUUCGUCGGCGCAGCCAGGUCCGUCGGCGCAGCGGCGUUCGUUGGCGCAGAAACGUUCGUUGGCGCAGAGACGUUCGUUGGCGCAGCAAGGUUCGUCGGCCCAGCAUCAGCCCGAUCAGGCGAUCCCUUCGACCUCGGCGUCGACCCCAGCGUCAACCCCGACGUCAACCCCAGCGACAACCCCGGCGUCGACCUCGGCGUCAACUUCGACGCAGUCGCCCGUGCAAGGACCAAGACUCGUGCAAUGCCCGGUGUGCCAGUACACUACGUACAAUAGGGUAACGUUCUGCGAACAUCUGGCCACGCACUGUGCCUCGAAAAAGGAUGUUCCCGCUUUCGUGAGGAGCGUGUUAGCCGAUCUGUUCGGCACGUUGACGGAGGACAAUCCCGAAUUUGUGGAUGAAGAGCCUGGAUUGCGCGUGCCGCGAAUAAACAACCAAGGAAAAAUUAAGACGUUCAAAUGUAAACAGUGCAAUUUCGUCGCUAUCACCAAGCUGGAAUUCUGGGAGCAUAGCCGCAUUCACAUCAAGCCCGAAAAAUUACUUACCUGUCCAAAAUGCCCUUUCGUAACAGAGUAUAAGCAUCACCUCGAGUAUCACCUGAGGAAUCAUUUCGGUUCCAAACCGUAUAUAUGUGAUCUAUGCGAAUACGCGUGCGUGAACAAGUCAAUGCUGAACAGCCAUUUAAAAUCUCAUUCGGAUGUUUAUCAGUAUAGCUGUGAAGACUGCACGUAUGCGACGAAGUACUGUCACUCGUUAAAGUUACAUCUGCGCAAGUACUGCCACCGGCCGGCGAUAGUGUUGAACCCGGAUGGAUCGCCGAAUCCGUAUCCGAUCAUAGACGUGUAUGGGACACGCAGGGGACCGAAGCAGAGGCCGAUAGUCAGCCACGAUGACGUCGUCCAUAAUCUGGCUCACCAAAUGCCUGGACCGUCCGCACAAUUCGAGACGGCGGCCGGUCAUUUGCCUGUUAAUCCACUAAUUGCCAUGAACGGGAUCAACGGGAUGAACGGUAUCAACGGAAUGAACGUCGUUAACCCCGUCGGCGCUAUAAACGGGAUCAACGCCGCCAGCGCUAUGAACGGGAUCAACGCCGUCAGCCCAAUCAGUGCCUUGAAUUUCGUCAACGGGAUCAACGCCGCGAAUCCCGGUCUGAAAGGAGCCGUUAACAAUCAGCCGAUGAUGUCUUUUCCCUAUAACCAAUUGUUCGCCGGCUUUCCUCUGGCCCGGUUACGCGAGAACCUGGCCAUUGAGAGCAAAUUCCAACAACUGUUCAGACCAAACGAUGACAAUGGAAACGUAGAAGAAUCACCACAGAACCUGACAGUGCCAAGAGCUAACGCGACACCGAACAGUGGCUCGAGCGGAUCACCGUUGCCCACGGCAACACAGACCUCGUCAACUUUAAGGUACGAGAAUCCGCAUCCAGAUGACGAGGCAGUCCCUUUGGACCUUAGCAAACCGUACGCGGCCAAUAAGCUUCAGACCAAAGUAAAGGCGAAGGGAACCAGCAGACGCAAGGGCCAGGCGGUGAAGCUCGAUCGGAGAGUGCUUCAAGAGGACUCCGACGAGGAAAUACCGCCACGGAGGCAACAGCCGCCGCGAGCGCAACAAUCGCCGCGAGGGCAACAAUCGCCGCGAGUGCAACAGUCGCCGCGAGCGCAACAGUCGCCGCGAGCGCAACAGUCGCCGCGAGUGCAACAGCCGAGAGGGAAACAGCAGCCACGAGGAAAACAGCAGCCUCAACAGUCUCAACAGCCUCAACAAUCGCAAGUGCCGCAAGUGCCGCAAGGGCUGCAAGCGCCGCAAGUGCCGCAAGUGCUGCAACUGUCGCAGCAAACACAUCAGGUACAAUCGGUGCAACAGGCGCGACAGGUGCUGAAGCCGCAACAGCCAUCCAGGUCUCGGCAAACAUCGAGGCCUCGGCAAACAACGAGGGCAACAAAUUCACAACAGACGCUGCAGCUACAACAGGCGUUGCAGCUACAGCAGGCGCUGAUGUUACAACAGCUGAGACAGCAACAACAGCAAGAACAGCAGCAACAGCAACGACAGCAAGAACAGCAGCAACAGCAACGACAGCAAGAACAGCAGCAAUAUCAACAACAGCAAGAACAGCAGCAAUAUCAACGACAGCAAGAACAGCAGCCGCAACAGCCGCAACAGCUGCAACAGAUGAUACAGCCCCAACAGCCGCAGCAGCUACGUCGACGACGGUCGAUGUACCAGCCAAUACCAUUGGAGCCCCCGGCUGCCAGCAAUCCAGCGUAUCAGGCCCCUCAGCAAGUCAACGGCGAACGCUGUGUGUAUCCGAGCAACGGAUUAACUUGUCAAUAUUGUGAGAUCACGUUCGCCAACGUGGUCAUGUACAGUGUACACAUGAGCUACCACGGCUUCCAAAACCCCUUCACGUGCAAUAUAUGCGGCAUCACCUGUGCUGACAAGGUUGCCUUUUUUCUGCACACUUGCAGAAACCAACACUCGUAACUUGAAUCGGACAGGACCCGGCCGUUCUGGGUCCUGCACAAGUAUUACGAUAUUCUGGCCGAGUCCGGCAAAGUGACAGAAACCUCUUUGCUGGUUAGGGAAACACGUUUCUCGAUAACGUUCACCCCCUCGGUCCAAGUGAUAGCAAAGUAAUCGAUCAUACCUCGAUUAUGUUUGCAAAUUAGUGCAAAAGUGUACGGGCAAGUACUAUGUAUAUAUGUAGAUAGGCGUGCAUAUUAUAUACAUUAUAUACA
Messenger RNA from Megalopta genalis, 3761 nucleotides. NCBI's taxonomy places the organism in Eukaryota, Metazoa, Arthropoda, Insecta, Hymenoptera, Halictidae. The record is from RefSeq and is a predicted model, not a curated record.